Messenger RNA from Trifolium pratense (red clover), 2314 nucleotides. Its product is annotated as SWI/SNF complex component SNF12 homolog. Gene Ontology annotation, cellular component: nucleus; SWI/SNF complex. The record is from RefSeq and is a predicted model, not a curated record. NCBI's taxonomy places the organism in Eukaryota, Viridiplantae, Streptophyta, Magnoliopsida, Fabales, Fabaceae. The coding region runs from base 303 to 1943 and encodes 546 amino acids. The transcript has 2 exons. Gene Ontology annotation, biological process: regulation of transcription by RNA polymerase II.
AUUUUCAGGCUUUUGAAGGCCAUAACCCACUCACCACUUUUUGAGGCCCUUGUUCAAAUAUAUCACUCGCACUUAAUUUACCCUGAGCAAGAGUAAUGAAACUUUGAAGAACUCAGAAAGUGAAAAAAGAAAAUGAACUGAAACCAAAAGCAAAUCACACACACAAGAUGAUGAAUUGAAAAUAACAGUAAGCAACGUUUUCUCUUUCGCGGGUUUAUCGUUUUCGUAAUUAGGGUUUUUCAUUUAUUCUUUAUUUCCCAAAUUAUUUUCAGAUCCCAAAAUCGUUUCUUUACUACAAAACAAUGAACAAUAACAAUAAUCCACCCAAGAUUCCGGCGACGGCGCAACCGUCGUUUUUAGGCAGUUCAUCAAUCGCCGUUAACCCACCACAACCAAUUCAUCUUCUCACUCAGUCUCAUCCCCAAACUCAAGGUUCUUCUUCAACAUUCCCCGGUCACUUUCAGCUAUCACAACCUCAACCCCAUGUCAUUGCACAACAACAACCACAAUUUCCAAACCCUCGUUCUCACCCUCAAACCCAACUACAACAACAGCAGCAGAAGCAGCAACAAUCUGUUAGCCAAAUGCAUAUUAACAAUAACACUAAUGUGGCUUCUCCUGCAACUGCGGCGACAACUACUACUGCUGCUGCUACAACUACUACAUCUGCAAAGCGUGCACAUCAGAAGUCGAGUUCGCGUCCACAAGGUUCACCGAGUGGUAAUCAAACAUCUGCUUUUAAGACUAUGGAGUUAACUCCUGCUCCUUUAAGGAAAAAGAGGAAUUUACAGGAGAAUUUAAUACCGGAAAAAGUGGCUAAGCUUGUGCCCGAGUCUGCGAUUUAUACUCGGUUACUUGAACUUGAGGCUCAGAUAGAUGCUGUUUUAAAUAGGAAAAAGAUUGAUGUGCAGGAGGCUGUUAAGAAUCCUCAUUCCGUUAGGAAAACUCUCCGUGUUUAUGUGUAUAAUACAUUUUCAAAUCAGACAAAAUUGGAUUCUGGGAAGGUUGGUGGUGUGGAGGAGCCUUCUUGGUCGCUUAGGCUAACGGGAAGGAUAUUGGAAGAAGUUGGUAAGGAUUCUGUUGUGGGAGGGGUUUCGAAAAAGGAAAGUUUGUACCCAAAGUUUUCGGCUUUCUUUAAGAAAAUUACGGUGUACUUGGAUCAGGGAUUCUACCCGGAUAAUCAUGUUAUGGUAUGGGAUAGUGCUCGUUCGUCUGUACAACAGGAUGGUUUUGAGGUGAAGAGGAAAGGAGACAAAGAAUUUACUGCAGUUAUUAGGUUAACAAUGAAUUACUCGCCUGAGAAGUUUAUGGUUUCAACACCGUUGGCUAAAGUUUUAGGGAUUGAGUUUGAUACCCGUCCUAGGAUAAUGGCAGCUCUAUGGAACUAUGUGAAAUUCAGGAAGCUACAGAGCCCGAAUGACCCUUCGUUCUUCAUGUGUGAUGCUUCUCUCCAAAAAGUGUUUGGGGAAGAAAAAAUGAAAUUUUCAUUGGCUUCACAGAAGAUAUCACAGCAUUUGUCACAACCACAGCCUAUACACCUGGAGCAUAAAAUCAAGCUUUCUGGAAAUUGUCCUGCUGGAACUGCGUGUUAUGAUGUGCAGGUUGAUGUGCCUCUUCCACUACAGAAAGAUAUGUCGGCAUUCUUAACAAGUAUGGAGAGUCACAAAGAAAUUGAUGCUUUUGAUGAAGUGAUUUGUACGUCCGUAAAGAAGAUCCAUGAGCAUCUUAGGAGACGAGCUUUCCUUCUUGGCUUUAGUCAGUCUCCAGCAGAGUUUAUUAAUGCCUUGAUAGUUUCUCAGGGUAAGGAUUUAAAGCUUGUUGCCGGAGAUGCCAGCCAUAAUGCCGAAAAGGAACAGCGUUCUGAAUUCUACAAUCAACCAUGGGUUGAGGAUGCUGUCAUUCGCUAUCUGAACCGGAAAAGUGCUCGAACUGAUGCUCCUUGAUUUGAAGCAUUUGAUGGAAAAUUGGGAAAUAGUUGUUUUCUGUGGUGGCAGGGGAGAUGAUUAAUUUCCUUUCAUCAAUUGGUCUUAUUCCAGCCUUGCUAAAUUUUCUAUUCCAUCCUUCAUUUUUGGAAUUGAGUACUGAGCAUAUUGACUCAAGUAGUUUCUGAUCAUUCCUGGCUCGCUUCUGGAGUCCCUCAACCAUAUUUGUAUCUAUUGAUUCUCAUUAACUGAUAUCUCCUCUUUGACAAUGGUAAAAUGAGCCAAGAACAGUUAGCUAGUUUCUUGCGUAGCAUCAAUUACAACCUUUGUAUUGGUAUAUUGAAUGUUAUGGGUAGUGGUAUAUUGAAUGUUUUGGUUAAAACUUAGAACUA